Solanum verrucosum is the source of this 1578-nucleotide messenger RNA. RefSeq lists its product as uncharacterized. Gene Ontology annotation, molecular function: nucleic acid binding. The transcript has 6 exons. Lineage: Eukaryota; Viridiplantae; Streptophyta; Magnoliopsida; Solanales; Solanaceae. Bases 133 to 1068 code for a protein of 311 amino acids. The record is from RefSeq and is a predicted model, not a curated record.
AGAAAUCCUCAAAAGUCUUUAGUCUCUCCUCUUUCGCAAAAUUUUCUUCAAAAUCAAGUGGAAAAAACUGAAAAAAAAUCCAAGAAAAUUUCAGGGUUUUACACCCUUUACGAUUCUUGAUCAUUACCCACAAUGAGUCUUACAGAAUUCGCUAUGGUAGAGGAACUGGCCUUUCUUAUCAAAGAUAAUCUUCCUUGCAAGCAUCUUAUCCUAUCUAUGGAGGAGACCCUAGUCAAUUUCCUUCUCGAGGAUACCAGUUCUGAUGGAAUCUUGGAGCUUGAACCAACGAAUCCAUAUAACCGCCUCCUCUUACAUCGUCUUGCUGAUAUUUUUGGGUUUUCUCAUCAAUCAGUUGGUGAAGGGGAAGAACGGCACUUGGUCUUGGAGCGUUGCUCAGAUACAUCAAUACCUUCCAUUCUCAUUAGUGAUCUCCUUUGGCAGUAUGACGAACUCCAGUCUCCAAGGACUGUAGAUGUGAUAUAUAGAAGAAAAGAAGGUUCAGAAGGGUCAAAGGUAGAAGACACACCAACACCAAUCAUUAACCUUUCGCUUGAGGAGAGGGAAGAAGCUUAUAUGGCUGCCCGAAAACGGAUUUUUUCUGUUGAUCAAGGUGAGACAAGACAAUGUAUGAAGGAUAGACCUCAAAAAGAUCCUACGGUUGCUCGUCGUAUGAUUGCACAUGCACUUGGCCAAAGAACCAGGCCAGCUAACCUAGAGAUCCACCAUGCAAAUACUGAGCAAUGUGAAGAACAAUCCAAGGAUGUAAAUAUCCAGCAUAAGGAAGAACGACUGACAAAUUUGGGCAAGCAGACUUGUACAGAGGUUAAAACUCCCCCUACAAAAUAUCCAGGUUCAGGUGGUAAGCCCAAAAGCAACAAAUCAAAUGGCAGUAGAUCACCGCAUAUGAACAAGAGUACACCUAAAAACACUGAUGGGACAGGUUCAUCGACACCAGUGAAAAAGGACGUGAAGGUUCAUAAAGAUAGUAUUCGCGAAGAACAUAUUGGUGCUGCUAAGAGAAUAUUUGCCAAUGCUCUAGGAUUUGCAAGAGAAGGGAAUCUGAAAUAAGGAACAUAAUAUAUUCUUCUUGAAAUGCUUGAAGAGUAGCCCAGCCACACAUAACCAUUGAAGUAAACGAAUGAUCCCGAGCACUUUAUGAAUCUCUUGUGAAAUCUGUGCCAACGAGGAAACUGAACGGUGGUAAUUUUGUGCCAGCCCGUUGAUAGCUGCAUCGUAUACGUACAGCAAGGAACUGUUGGAGUAUAGAAUUGAAAGCUACUGAAUCCAAGUUAUCAACAAGCUUAAGGUCGUAAAGUUUGUCACAUUGGCAUAGUCUGUCUGCAUCAUCCUCUGUAGCACAGAUUUUCUCUUCAAGGGAACUCGCCAGCGACCAUGUUCACUGUUUUCUUUGGCUUUUUUCACUAUGAAUUAUGAUCUACAACUUCAUUUUAGUUUAAUAGAAUUUGAACUUGGCUGUUAUGCCAUGGAAUUGCAAGUUGUUAAUAGUGAACUAGUAAUAUUGUCUAUAGAUUACAGUGAUACUCUUGAAAUUUGGAUUUAUGAAUGAGUUUAAGAGUA